Sugiyamaella lignohabitans is the source of this 3456-nucleotide messenger RNA. It is a transcript of the gene STE20, whose product is annotated as mitogen-activated protein kinase kinase kinase kinase STE20. The record is from RefSeq and is a predicted model, not a curated record. NCBI's taxonomy places the organism in Eukaryota, Fungi, Ascomycota, Dipodascomycetes, Dipodascales, Trichomonascaceae. Gene Ontology annotation, biological process: intracellular signal transduction; regulation of MAPK cascade; protein phosphorylation. The transcript has a single exon. Gene Ontology annotation, cellular component: cytoplasm. Gene Ontology annotation, molecular function: protein serine/threonine kinase activity; ATP binding. The coding region runs from base 1 to 3456 and encodes 1151 amino acids.
AUGGCCUCUGAAAGCACCAGUCAAACGACUCCUGUAUCAGUGUCGAGUUAUAGCAACUUCACCACAUCUCGACCAGGUUUACAUGAGACGAAUAGCAGUGGCAGCAGUAGUAGUGUUAAUAGCGCUGUUACUUCAUAUAGCAAUACCAGUGCUGGAGAUGGACGACGACAGAGAUCAACCUCGUUAGUGACUUCACCCCCUCCUAUUCCACCUACAGCUCCUCAUCGCAAGAUCUCGUCGGCUUCACGAAGUGGUUUAGUGUCUACUACAGAUGGAACUCCUAUUUCGACCGGCGUGGCCCCAUCUUUAAACUCUUCGAUUGAUGAAAGGAUUAUUAGUAGACCAAGUAGUGGCUCGUCUUCGACGACAUCAAGCCCUAAACGUACACCAUCGGCGUCAGCAACAGCGACUGCGGCAGGUGAGAUUUCUCAUUCACCUCGAAAUUAUGACCUCUAUGCCACAGCUCAUGACACCAGCAACCCAGCUAGUCAACAUCCGGGAAGUAACGGAUUCGCAUAUACUACUGGUACUGCUCCGAGUGCUAUAACGUCGACAGCAGCUAUGUCUACUCAGUCGCCAGUAUUGUCAAAUCAGCGGACAAGUGUAAAUUUUGCUCCACCAACAAAAACGGCGUCGCUGAAUCAUCCUGAAACUCCAAGUUUACAGACAAACUUCCCAUCCAGCCAACCACAACCAUAUCUGGAGCCUUUUCCAGUUAAAACUGUUGGUCCAAGUGAUGUCACUCUCAGCAACAAUGGCCAGGAAUCUAGCAAAACAUCUGCAUCGGAUGGUGCUACAGCUGGUACAGUGGGCAUGGUAACGCCAAAUCCAGCUCGUUCUUCAGCAUCUUUUGCUACCACGCCAACUAGUAGUAUCGGUUCGAGAAGUAGGGCCACCAGUCGAGCUGGCGAGACCCCUGCACCGCCUAUGCCAACGACAUUACCUCACAGUAUGAAUGGUACUAGUAGCCAGUUAUCUACUCCAGUCAAUACGUCACCCAAAAUGAUGAGGCAAAUCUCGUCAGGGGUAACUCCAGGCGGUAAUAGUUCGGAUUCAUCUGCUCCAGCUUCUACAACCACUAGGAGAAGAGCCACUUUAAGUGGCAGUGGAACGAAAUCCACUGUUAAAGGAGUUAUUUCGAAUAUUGUUAACUCGAUGAGAAGCUCUGGAGAUGCCAGCCCAGGUAGUCCUGAAAAUACUAGCAGUCUAAGUCGAAAGAACACUAUGAGUAGAGGAUCAGAUAGUUCCAGUACCCUCGGAUCAGCUUCAAGCACCCUAAAAAUUUCUGAGCCAUAUGAUGCUAAGCAUGUUACUCACGUUGGAUAUAACAAUGACACAGGUCAGUUCACUGGUAUACCCAAAGAAUGGGAGAAACUUCUGGCUGAUAGUGGAAUUUCCAAGACCGAGGCUGAACAGCAUCCUCAAGCAGUUUAUGAUGUUAUGAAGUUUUAUCAAGAUUCCAAUUCGACCGAGAGCGAGGUUUGGAAGAAGUUCGACAAGGCUAAACAUCCUCAAAAAGAUGUAAUCAUUUCGCCAAUUAUGUCGCCAACCCAAGAACACAGUGAGUAUUUUAAAGUUACUUCGCCAGUUACUCCCUCAAUUCCCAAGAGACAUGAGGAAUUACAACCUUCCGCAAUUCCUCAAGGUAACUUUAUUCCAUCUCGACCGGCCCCUAGACCUCCAGGUGUAGCAUCUCCAGCUGCAAACCUGCCAUCAGCAGCUGCAGCAGUUCCAUCAACUGCACCUCCCAGUUCGUCAUCCACACCCGCUAAUACCAGCAGUGGCAGUUCGAUACUUCGCAUUCCUUCAACUUCAUCUAAGAGAAGUGGUGGAGGUCCUCUAUCUCCAACGACUAUUAGUGCACCACCUAGCACGGCAGUUCCCAAACUUCCUUCGCAGUCACCACCACCUCGACCACCUCCAGCUCCACCACUUGGUGUGUCGUCAGUUCAUGCUAAUUUCUCAGAAAAGGUAGCUUCAGAACGGGAACGACUCAACUAUGCAGUGGAAUCCGGUUUACUGAGUCCUCAACAAUACCGAAUGCAACAACAGUUCCCAUUACGACAUCCUCAUCAUCAGUUGACGUCUUCGCCAGCAUUGAGACAACAACAGCAGCAACAGCAACAACAGCAACAACAACAACAAAUUCAAAUGCAGCAACAACAACAGCAGCAAAUAAUUCAGAUGAAGCUUCAACAACAAGAACAGCUGCGAGCAGCUCUUGCAAAGAAGCAACAACAGCAGCAACACCAAAUGCAACUUCAACAGCAGCAGUUACGACAACAGCAACAAGCUCAAGCGCAGCAAGUGCAGCAGGCUCAAAUCCAACAGGCACAGUCUCAUCAACAGUUGCAAGAUUAUGCAGUUUCUACAUCACAUGGAGCAGGAGCUGCUGAAGAGGAUGCUGGUCAUCAGAAGCUUAUGGAUCAACCUGAGGAGCUCAAGCAAUUGAAGAAAGCCAUUAACAUGAACAACCCAUCACAAGCCAAUGCUCUUCGUAGUACUCCAAAAGAUCCCAAUGCAUCUGCUAGACGACGUGAAGCAAGAAGAAAGAAGGAUAACGAAGCCAUUGCUAAACUGUCUACCAUUUGUACACCAGGAGAUCCUACAGAGAUUUACCGUAGUCUUGUUAAGAUUGGCCAAGGUGCUAGUGGAGGUGUGUUUACUGCUUACGAAGUCAACACCAACAAUUCGGUGGCUAUCAAACAAAUGAAUCUCGACCAACAACCCAAGAAGGAGCUUAUUAUCAACGAAAUCUUGGUUAUGAAGGAGAGCAAACACAAAAAUAUCGUCAACUUUAUUGAUAGUUUCCUCCAUAGAGGCGACUUGUGGGUUGUUAUGGAGUACAUGGAAGGAGGUAGUCUUACCGACGUGGUGACAUACAACAUGAUGUCAGAAGGCCAGAUUGGUGCUGUGUGUCGUGAGACGCUUCUUGGUUUGGAACAUUUGCAUUCCAAGGGAGUUAUUCACCGUGAUAUCAAGUCGGACAAUGUAUUAUUAUCGCUCAAGGGAGACAUCAAGCUGACUGAUUUUGGAUACUGUGCACAGAUUAACGAGCUGAACUCGAAGAGAACUACUAUGGUGGGUACUCCAUACUGGAUGGCACCAGAAGUUGUCAGCAGAAAGGAGUACGGACCCAAGAUUGAUGUGUGGAGUUUGGGUAUUAUGGCCAUUGAAAUGGUAGAAGGAGAGCCACCAUAUCUCAACGAGUCGCCCAUUCGAGCUCUUUACUUGAUUGUGACGAAUGGUACACCCGAACUGAAAGAUCCAGGAUCGUUGUCACCAGUUUUCAAGUCGUUCCUUGACUGGGCACUUCAAGUUGAAGUCGAUGCGCGUGCUACAGCCCUUGAUCUGCUUGAACACGAGUUCAUCAAAAAGGCCGAUAGUUGCCGAACACUUGCACCUCUAGUCAAAGCUGCCCGUAUAGCCCGUGCUGCGGAGAAGACGCGAGUCUAA